This is a messenger RNA of Amborella trichopoda, 1369 nucleotides long. Its product is annotated as protein LATERAL BRANCHING OXIDOREDUCTASE 1. The record is from RefSeq and is a predicted model, not a curated record. NCBI's taxonomy places the organism in Eukaryota, Viridiplantae, Streptophyta, Magnoliopsida, Amborellales, Amborellaceae.
AUGCCUAUUCAUGACAAUAACACAACAGCAAUUAAAGUAAAAGAUAUAUAUGGCUUCAGUGCAUCUAGAAAGAAGAUGCAUGGCAGUGUUAUCGAAAAGAGAGAAUGGAUCUGCAAGUUGAGAGUCUUAGAACAAAAGCAAGGAAUCCCCAGUUGGGCUAAAUCUUUGCCCGUUGAAAGCAUUCAAGAGAUUGUGAGGAAGAAUCCUUCCAUAGUCCCAGAGAGAUAUGUCAAGAGCCAUGAAGAAAGACCAAAUCAAAACAGUCUCUCUCCUCUCACUUCUCAGACUCCCACCAUUGAUUUCUCAUUGCUAUCUCAACAAAAUGAAGAUGAACUCCAGAAGCUAGAUCUUGCUUGCAAAGAAUGGGGCUUCUUUCAGAUAAUAAACCAUGGGGUCUCAGAGAACCUAUUGCAAAAGAUGCAGGCUACUGCAGCUGAGUUUUUCAAACUUCCCAUAGAAGAGAAAAAGAAGUAUGCAAUGGCAUCAGAUGACAUCCAGGGAUAUGGGCAAGCAUAUGUAGUCUCAGAACAACAGAACCUAAACUGGGGAGACCUAAUAUAUUUGCAAAUAUUUCCAUCUAGAUACAGGAAAAUGAGUUAUUGGCCGACUAUACCAGAAUUUAAGGAGACAAUAGAGGAUUAUUCCUCAGCGGUGAAUAAAGUUGCAGUGCAGCUCCUUCCUAAUAUAUCAGUGAUUCUGGGAUUGGACAAAGAUGGUCUGCAUGGACUACAUCAAGAAAUAAUGCAAGGUAUACGUAUGAAUUACUACCCAAAGUGUUGCAAGACUGACCUUGUUCUUGGUGUGAGCCCCCACUCAGAUCAAACCACCAUCACUAUACUUCUCCAAGAUGAUGAUGAAGUAGGUCUCCAAAUUCACCAUCAAACUGGUUGGGUGCCAGUAAAACCAGUUCCAAAUACACUGGUUGUUAAUGUUGGAGACGUUUUAGAGGUUUGGAGCAAUGGGAGGUACAGGAGCAUUGAACACAGAGCAGUGACAUAUGAGAAGAAAGAAAGAAUGUCUUUCGCUACUUUCAUCGUUCCAGAUCAGGAGGUAGAGUUGGAGCCACUCGAUCAAAUGAUGGAUCGUCAUUACGGCCCUAGGAUGUACAAGAAAAUCAAGUAUGGGGAUUUUGUUCGGCACUCGUUAGCAAGGAAACUGGCUGGGAAAACCCAUACCGAGUUCUUGAAAAUUGAAACUUAACAGUCGUCACCAAAAAAAACUUCCUGCUUCGGUAGGCCCAUGUCAAUUGGGACCCAUGAUGAGACAAACAGAAAAAUUGUUGCAAUUUCAAAUUUCUUUGACUUCACUCUAUGAAUCCACACUCCAAUUUUAGUGAACUACCAAGAUAUGUGCAAAAUAUGAUGCAACU